This is a messenger RNA of Ixodes scapularis (black-legged tick), 1945 nucleotides long. RefSeq names its product angiotensin-converting enzyme-like. Gene Ontology annotation, cellular component: plasma membrane. Lineage: Eukaryota; Metazoa; Arthropoda; Arachnida; Ixodida; Ixodidae. Gene Ontology annotation, molecular function: metallopeptidase activity; peptidyl-dipeptidase activity. The record is from RefSeq and is a predicted model, not a curated record. The transcript has 13 exons. Gene Ontology annotation, biological process: proteolysis. Bases 56 to 1945 code for a protein of 629 amino acids.
GGUGCCUCUUGCCCCGGAAGGAGUGCACUGUAAGCCUUUCUCCCGGCGUUGCGAUAUGGAGACGUCCUGGUUUCUGGUCUACUGCUUCCUUGUUCUUGGGUCCGGAGUUGAGUGCGCUUCAAAGGCACCUGUAGAAGGAGAAAUUCUCGAUGAGGAACGGGGAAAAAUGUACGCAAAGGAAGCGGAGGUCUUACUCACAGACAUGUGUUUGAAGUCUACCGAGGUAUCGUGGAACUACGGCAACAAUCUGACGGAACAUAACAAGAAUUUGAGUAUCGAGCAGAGUCUAGUGUCUGGUGCCCUCUACAAGGAGGUUUGGAAGAACAUGACGCAAUUCAAGUGGACCACGUUCAAGGAUGAGCAAACGCGCACCAUCUUCAGACGCUUCUCGACUCUGGGUACCUCGUUGCUGCCCGAAGACAAGCAGAAGGAAUACUUGAAGAUAGUUGCUGAUAUGAAAGGAAAUCAUGCUGCUGCCAAGAUCUGCCCCUUUCACCGUAUGACCAACCAAAGUGACGAGUGUAACGUGCCCUUAGAACCAACUAUCAAGAACAUUCUCCAGGACUCCAGAGACUACGACGAGCUGCUUCAUGUUUGGAACGAAUGGCGAAGAGUAUCGGGAAGGCCCUUGAAGGCCCAGUAUUCUCGCUACGUGGAACUCCAGAACGAAGCCGCUAUGAUAAACGGCUUUGACGAUGCAAGCGGAAUGUGGCAAGAAAGCUACGAAUGUGAGGACUUCGAGGAAAGCAUUGAUCAGCUAUGGGAGCAGUUGCAGCCCUUGUACAAGGAACUGCACGCGUACGUUCGGGCAAGGCUGCACGCCCUCCACGGCGACAAAGUGAGGGAGGACGGCCCCAUUCCCGCACAUCUUUUGGGUCAGAUCCACUCCCAGCAAUGGAACUCAUUGUACAAGUUCACACAGCCAUAUCCCGGAAAACCAACUGUUGAUGUGACUGAUGCAAUGUUAAAAAUGAACAUGACUCCGACAGAAAUGUUCAAACUUUCCGAAAAAUUCUUUACAUCCAUGGGGCUUCCACCAAUGCCCGAUUCCUUCUGGGAAAAGUCGGUGCUGGAGAAGCCGACAGACAGAGAAAUUGUUUGCCACGCAUCUGCUUGGGAUUUCUGUGGAAGCGGUGAUGUGCGAAUAAAGCAAUGCACGCAAGUCAAGAUGGAUGAUCUCCUAGUCGUCCAUCAUGAGAUGGGUCACAUUGAAUACGACCUCAAUUAUGCCAAGCAACCGUAUUACUUCAGGGCUGGUGCAAACCCUGGUUUCCACGAGGCAAUAGGGGAUACAAUAUCUCUCUCCGUGGCCACACCAAAGCACUUGAAGGCCGUUGGUCUUUUGGAGCAAAGCCCAGAGGAUACAGAGACUGGCAUAAAUUACCUGUACAAAAUUGCCCUCGACAAGGUUGCCGGAAUCCCUUCGAUGUACGUCUACGAUCGCUGGCGUUGGAACGUGUUCAAAGGAAAGUAUCAAUCCGAACAGUUGAACAAGGGAUGGUGGGACCUUCUUCUAAUGCACCAGGGCAUCUGUCCAGGAGUAGCCCGCACACCGGAAGACUUUGAUCCUCCUUCUAAAUAUCACAUUUCUGCAAGCGUCCCCUACAUAAGAUAUUUUGCCAGCACAGUAUUACAGUUCCAGUUCUACAAGGCCCUCUGUGAGGAGGCCAACCACAAAGGACCACUUCACGAGUGUGACUUCUAUCAGUCAAAGGAGGCUGGAAAGCUAUUUGGUGACAUCUUGGCAUUGGGAUCAUCGAAGCCGUGGCCCGAGGUACUGGGGAUGUUAACCAAGAACAGGACGACGAAAAUGGACGCGGGACCGCUUCUGGAAUAUUUCCAACCCCUGCUCGAAUGGCUUCGUAAACACAACGAGGGAAAGUUCGUCGGCUGGAAAAGCGACGACUCGACCGCUUGCCCCGCUCCGCCGUCGAAGGCUUGCUGA